AUGGCGGCAGUGGUAUCGAACUUGGACAAGCCUUCUUUGGAGGUUAAUACCAAUCCCGUGGUAGAGCCAGCCUCAAAAAUAUUUGAGGCAAGGCGUAAUCCUCAGCACCACGGUGCUCAGAGAACAAGGAGUCGUCGCGUCCUUCGAUCAAUCCAACGAUACGUCUGGGAUGAUCCAGACAAACCAAAAACGGAGAAGUGGUUUCUGUUUAAACUUGAUGUCUUCCUGCUCACCAUAUCCUGCCUGGGAUAUUUCAGCAAGAAUCUGGACCAGGCGAACAUCAACAAUGCUUAUGUCUCUGGAAUGAAAGAGGCCUUGCACAUGGACGGAAGCCAGCUGACGUAUGCCGGGAAUGUCUUUACAGCUGGGUAUGUUCUCGGCCAAUUACCUGCAGUGAUGUUGGCCACGCGUGUGCGUCCUUCCAUUCUCAUCCCAACAAUGGAGGUUCUGUGGUCUAUCUUCACAUUCUGCUCAGCAGCGAUCAAGACAACACCCCAGCUAUACGCCAUGCGAUUCCUGCUUGCUGUCUGUGAAGGCACAUAUUUUCCCACGGUCGUCUAUAUCAUCGGAUCAUGGUAUACCCGGAGCGAGCGUGGGAAGCGUAUGACCAUUUUCUAUGCCACAGCGAGCUUGGCCGGGAUGUUCAGCGGCUACUUGCAGGCUGGGGCGUACAGGGGGCUGAAUGGACAGCUAGGCCACGAAGGCUGGCAGUGGUUGUUCGUUAUCUGUGGGAUUAUCAGUUUGCCCAUCGGGCUCGCUGGGUAUUUUCUCUUCCCUGACUUUCCCGAGACGACCCGUGCCUUUUAUAUCACGAAGGAAGAGGCCGAAUGGGCAAGGAAAAGACUGUCGGCAGAUGGCAUGAAACCUCUCGGACCUUCAGCAUGGGAUCGGACCAAGAUCUUCCGCGUCAUGGUUCAAUGGCAGUUCUGGGUUCUCCCGGUUGGAUAUUUUCUGGUCCAAGGCAGCUUACCCAUAUAUCAGCCAGUCUUUGCCCUGUGGCUGAAAGCCACAAAUCAUGCCCUCCACCAAGUCAAUGUCUGGCCCACUGGUCAGUACGCUGUCGCCGUGGUGGUCCAAAUAUUGGCAGGAAUCAUUUCGGACUCUUCACUGCUCCGGGGUAAGCGCUGGCAGACCUUGAUCGCGAUGCAAGUGCCUACAAUCUUUGGUUGCAUCGUGCUUGCAGUAUGGAAUGUCCCUGUCGGGCUCAAAUACACGGCGUACUAUUUGACAUAUAGUUGCGCUGGGGUGCCCGGCAUUUAUUAUGCUUGGUAUUCGGAGCUCAUCCCACAUGACCAUGAGAUGGGAGGGUUUGUGAUCGCUUGGUCGAACAUGUUCAGCUACAUCCAGUCGAUAUGGUGGACAUUGACAGUCUGGAGAACCAUCCUCGCACCACGUUUCCAUGCAGCAUUCGUUGGCGCCACCUGCCUGGGCAUCGCGCUUUGUUUGCUCUCGAUUCUGCUUAGGAUUCUUCAAGAGCGCGAUCGUAAGAAGCGUGCUCUCAUCCAGGAAAAUAUUGGUGAUGAAGAGACACCCGCAACAGAGAGCGAGGAAGAGAGCAGAAAGUAG
Rhinocladiella mackenziei CBS 650.93 is the source of this 1566-nucleotide messenger RNA. RefSeq lists its product as uncharacterized. Gene Ontology annotation, molecular function: transmembrane transporter activity. The transcript has a single exon. The record is from RefSeq and is a predicted model, not a curated record. Lineage: Eukaryota; Fungi; Ascomycota; Eurotiomycetes; Chaetothyriales; Herpotrichiellaceae. Gene Ontology annotation, biological process: transmembrane transport. Bases 1 to 1566 code for a protein of 521 amino acids. Gene Ontology annotation, cellular component: membrane.